AUGGCCACAGCCGUGUGUACGACUCUGGCGGCCACCACAGUCCCGAGCCGCACAGCUACACCACCUCCGCACCUCAGCAUCAACACCUCGCAACGCGGUACGCCCGCAGCGGUGCCGAACAAACAUAUCCCCUUCUGUUCACCGGGUCCGAGGCCGGGUUCGCGACAUGAACCAGCUACUCCUUCCCCGCUCUCGCCGGUAAAGCCAGCUUCGCUACUAUAUCCACCCAAUGGGUUCCGGAAGCCGUUCAAUGACUCGCCAGUAUACUCGAUCACGGCAGCGCAGCUAGAGCAGGCGCUCAAUCAUCUGUCCUCGCAACCGCUGCCGUCAGCACGACAGGUGUUUCCAUGGAUGCACGGCUUACACGCCGAGAACCAGCUCCAGCUCGCCUUCUUCAUAGCACGGAAGAAGUCCCUUCGACGCACGCCGAAAUGCAUUCGCGGGUUGACGGUCGUCAAAGCAGGCGGAGACCUAUCACACAGCAAGAUCAAAGGCGCGGUCGGGCCGGAAGAGCUGCUGAAGGCUUGUCAAUGCAUCAAGAAGGAAAGUUGCAAGGAGUGCGAUUUCUUGGACAUUGAUCCGAAGGAUGGGUUCGGGGUCAGGAAUUUCCAGAUUCAGGCUUGUAAGAUGGCGACGGUGAGCGAUGUCGUUGUCUAUGGGGAUGAUCGGACGCCAGCUCGGGAGGUUGCGAGAGUGGCGAGGCAGAUUGCGAGGGCGCAGGCGACGUGGCAGAGGAGGAUGGAGGGGCCAGGUGUGGAGGACAGGUUGUUUAAUACGUUUUUGGUCGAGGAUGAUUAUACGGUCAUCGAGGCCGACCACCCUAACAUCAUCGCCCUCGACUCCGAAGGCUGCAUGACGAACAAAGUCGUGGACUUCUUCCACUGGGAGCGAGUUGAGAUGUGCACUAUGUCGGCGCCAACAGAGAUAUGUCCCAACGUCUGGCUCGGCCCUACACCAGACCCAAACGUCUCCUUCGCCGCAGACGGCGAAUGUCUCUUCAAGGACUUAAGCUUCGACAUCCAAAUCGAAGCCAAUGACCUAGCACAAGUCCCAGACCCAAGGUCACUACAAGCAAUGGAAGGCUUCCUCUCGCGCAAAGACAACGGCGAACUAGCCGACCACGACCUCCCCAUGCUCGAGUUUCCCGGCUCUGGCGCCAUCCUGCCACCUACCUGGUCCCAGACAGAAGUCGACGGCCUCAUGUCCACCCUCGAGUGGAUCCACCGCCAAGCGACCGGCCAGCCCUCCUCCGAAAAGAAGCAACGCCGCGACAGCAAACUCUCCCUCACCCCUCCCGGCCGUGACUCCGACGGCGACAGCUUCAUGCACGCCACCGACUCAGAAAAACAUCCCGGCCGCAAAAUCCUCAUUCACUGCGCAGACGGCUACACCGAAUCCUCCCUCCUCGCGCUGGCCUACUUCAUGUACGCCCACUGCGUCCCCUGCCAUACCGCCUGGCUCGAACUGCACCGCGACAAAGGCCGCAACUUCUUCGCAUACAGCUCUGACGUCGCGCUGCUCCGCGCGAUCCAACCGCGCAUCCUUCAAGCCUCGCCCAGACACUCAGGCGACCUCAAACAACUCUGCCCCACCACUCCAGACUGGAUCGAGCGGAUGGACGGCAGUCUACCGAGCAGGAUCAUGCCGUACAUGUACCUAGGCAACCUCGGACACGCGAACAACCCCGCUCUGCUGAAGGAGCUGGGCAUAGGCCAAAUCCUCAGCGUAGGCGAGCCCGUAAGCUGGAGCAAACAAGUCAUCGACGCCUGGCCGGAGGAGAAUCUCCUCUUCGUCGACCGCGUGCAGGACAACGGCGUGGAUCCGUUGAUGGAGGAGUUUGGGCGGUGUUUGGAGUUUAUCGGUUCGUUGCCACAUCCCUCCGUACUCUACCGUCUGCUAACGCACGAGUAUCCAGAGAACGGCCGCAAAAAAGGCACAGCAACCCUAGUGCACUGCCGCGUCGGCGUCUCCCGCAGCGCAACCAUCUGCAUCGCCGAAGUCAUGAACGAGCUCAACCUCUCCUUCCCCCGCGCCUACUGCUUCGUGCGCGCGAGGAGGCUGAAUGUCAUUAUUCAGCCGCAUUUGCGGUUUUGUUAUGAAUUGUUGAAAUGGGAAGAGUUCCAAUGUCAGAAGCGCGGGAGACCCGUGCGCAGGGAGUUGGAGUGGGCGAGUAUUGCGAGGGAGAUUGCGGCGAUGAAUAAGCCGUAUUCGCGGCAGAACUGA
Molecule: messenger RNA, 2223 nt
Organism: Saxophila tyrrhenica
Lineage: Eukaryota; Fungi; Ascomycota; Dothideomycetes; Mycosphaerellales; Extremaceae
Gene: PPS1
Product: tyrosine/serine/threonine protein phosphatase pps1
Exons: 3
Coding region: 1-2223 (740 amino acids)
Biological process (GO): protein dephosphorylation; nuclear DNA replication
Molecular function (GO): protein tyrosine/serine/threonine phosphatase activity
Source: RefSeq, a predicted model, not a curated record